GUUUUUUUCACUCUGUUUGCUGAUGGGAGCCGGUCGCCACCAGAGCUGGAAUAUAACAACAUGCUGCUGUACUUUGCAGCUCACCGAGACCCAGCCCAGGGAUUCCACCGAUCGCUCAGCCUGGCUUCUGGAAUAAUCCUGACCUGGAAUCCAGACUCAGACUCCACCCUACUCAAGUCUGAACCAUGCAUUGAUCGGCAGUCUGUAAGGGAGACUCCAAUUGUUCUCAACACCUCUGAUGAAACUUCUCCUUCAGCCGAGAUGGUGCCAAUAUACGCACUGUUUCAGAUCCUAACACAUGGGGUUGCCAAGAGUGAGGAUACUCAUCGCCACAGUAACAAAUAUGAAAUUGAACAGCUUUACUGCAAGCAUUUAACUCAGGUGUACAAAGAUUUGGGAUCAAAGAACUUUGAACCUGUUCCAUUUCAGAUUUUACUGAGGCAUCCGUUCAUCAUAGACCUGAUAAAGAAUCCUCUCAAAUUCACCCUGCCCGAUUUCAAGACCAUUCUGCAGAGGAAGCCAGUUGAAAGUGAAGCAGUUGCAAGCAGCUCCCCUGAACUUUCAGUGGAAACAUCUUCAAACACACCAACAGAGGAUCCAGGAGCAAGCCGUCGAAGAAUUACCAAAUCGUGAAAGUUGUUUGUAAUUGGCAAUUAUAACUGGGUCAGAAUGUGGAUGUCAUUCAGUAGCUGGAAUAAAACCACAUAGA
Molecule: messenger RNA, 709 nt
Organism: Rhincodon typus (whale shark)
Lineage: Eukaryota; Metazoa; Chordata; Chondrichthyes; Orectolobiformes; Rhincodontidae
Product: sperm flagellar protein 2-like
Exons: 4
Source: RefSeq, a predicted model, not a curated record